CUCCAGCCUGGCCGACACAGCGAGACUCCGUCUCAAAAACAAAAACAAAAUGAGGCGCAAACGGGAGGUGAGGCAGUGAAGUUCGCGAGUGCAGACACGCUCAAGGGACUCAUUAAAUGUCAUUUCAUUUAAAAAAUGAAAUUGAGCAUAUGUGCAAGCAAGGUUCACACCCCAUUUAAUCUUCACACCACCACGGGGUAGUCACUAUUAUCCCCUUUUACAAGAUUAAAACACUGACGCUGGGAGAUUGACAGGGUUACCCCAAAUCACAUGGAGGAGCUGGGCUUCCCCCCACCUCCUCUGCUCAAGUCUCCCUGUCCCCAAGAGGUGCGGACGGAGGCAACAGCCCCUUGGCCCAUAGGUGGAGCAAUUGACGAAGGCUUCGCCCGUCGCCGGAACUGUGAGCUCUCAGCGGGAGUCGAGACGGUGCAGGACCCAAGAAGCGCCUUCUUUCCCAGCCUGCGCCCUGAUGCUGCGCGUCCUGUGCCUUCUGCGCCCCUGGAGGCCCCUUUGGGCCCGCGGCUGCGCUUCCGACGGUGCGGCCGCGGCCUCCGAGAUCCAAGUGCGCGCCCUGGCGGGUCCGGACCAAGGGAUCACUGAGAUUCUGAUGAACAGACCUCGUGCCCGCAAUGCCUUGGGGAACGUCUUCGUCAGUGAGCUGCUGGAAACUCUGGCCCAGCUGCGGGAGGACCGGCAAGUGCGUGUCCUGCUCUUCAGAAGUGGAGUGAAGGGUGUGUUCUGUGCGGGUGCAGACCUGAAGGAGCGGGAACAGAUGAGUGAAGCAGAGGUGGGGGUGUUUGUCCAGCGACUCCGGGGCCUGAUGAAUGACAUCGCAGCCUUCCCUGCACCCACCAUUGCGGCUAUGGAUGGGUUUGCCUUGGGCGGAGGCCUGGAGCUUGCCCUGGCCUGUGACCUCCGAGUGGCAGCUUCCUCGGCCAUCAUGGGACUGAUUGAGACCACGCGAGGGCUCCUCCCGGGGGCAGGAGGGACUCAGAGGCUGCCACGCUGUCUGGGGGUGGCCCUGGCGAAGGAGCUCAUCUUCACGGGCCGACGACUUAGUGGAACAGAGGCCCACGCACUGGGGCUGGUGAAUCACGCUGUGGCCCAGAACGAGGAGGGUGACGCCGCCUACCACCGGGCACGAGCACUGGCCCAGGAGAUCCUGCCCCAGAACAUUCCAACCCGGGACCGGCUAGAGGGCAUGGCAGCCUUCAGGGAGAAGCGGCCCCCCACAUUUGUUGGUGAAUGACCCCCACUUUAACCUUCAGCUUGGGAGAUGCAUGCCCUGAAGAGCAGGAUCCAGAAGGAAGAUUUGUGGCCGGACUGCCUUCAUUAUUUCACCUCUCCAGGCUUCCGUUUCUUCACAAGGAUGAUGAUGGAGAUAAAAUGACUGGCGUGAUGCCUAGAACCAAGGUGCUGAUCCUACCACCUACUGCUGCCUUCCUUAGCUUCACCCUGGCUAGAAAUAAUCACGAGGGUUGGGUUUGCUUUGGAAAAUGCCUGUCUCGCUACUUGAAUGAUAAAGAAUUAAAUUAGAUCUCUCUGAGUCUUGGUCUCAUUGGCUCUCAGCCCCUGACCUCUCUCAGUUAUCAGGCACUCACUGACUAGAGCUGUCAAAAGAUUUUAAGGUACCCCUAGUUUCUUCCUGUGGACAACAGAGGUAAUAAAUAAACUCUGACAUUGGUUGAACAUGUGUCAGGAGUCAAACUGCA
Molecule: messenger RNA, 1712 nt
Organism: Cercocebus atys (sooty mangabey)
Lineage: Eukaryota; Metazoa; Chordata; Mammalia; Primates; Cercopithecidae
Gene: ECHDC2
Product: enoyl CoA hydratase domain containing 2
Exons: 8
Coding region: 470-1249 (259 amino acids)
Biological process (GO): fatty acid beta-oxidation
Cellular component (GO): mitochondrion
Molecular function (GO): enoyl-CoA hydratase activity
Source: RefSeq, a predicted model, not a curated record